Messenger RNA from Carya illinoinensis, 1439 nucleotides. Its product is annotated as elongation of fatty acids protein 3-like. The record is from RefSeq and is a predicted model, not a curated record. Gene Ontology annotation, cellular component: endoplasmic reticulum membrane. Bases 292 to 1092 code for a protein of 266 amino acids. Gene Ontology annotation, biological process: fatty acid elongation, polyunsaturated fatty acid; fatty acid elongation, saturated fatty acid; very long-chain fatty acid biosynthetic process. The transcript has a single exon. Lineage: Eukaryota; Viridiplantae; Streptophyta; Magnoliopsida; Fagales; Juglandaceae. Gene Ontology annotation, molecular function: fatty acid elongase activity.
GCAUGACAGCUGUAGUACGUGAGACCAACAUCAUGAGAUGGCAGCAGCGCCUCUUGAAGAGUCGAAGAACCUAAUUAAUUAAACCUAUUCCACGAAUGAUCUGAAAUCCCCCACCUUCUAGUUUCCUGUCUGGCCAGAUCCUAAAUCCAAAACCUUCUAUUUUCCAUGGCUCCAAAUUAAUUCAUCUUUCCCUCAAUCUCCCGGCCCGGCUGGCCUGGUUGUCCUCUGCUCUCCACGGCCAUACCACCACCAACCAUUACGCCGGGGGUGUGAGAAAGAUCAGCCACGUACAUGAUCAUCAUGAGCCACUUUUCCUCAGCCCUUCAAUACUGGCUCGUUAAACACCCAAUCAUCUUCCACUUCUCAUGGACCCAGGGUCAAACCCUUGGCUCCUCUCCUCUCUUCCUCACUCUCACCGUCCUCUCUUACCUCUUCCUCACCUUCCUUCUAUCCCGCCUCCCUCUCCCACCCAUCAGGCCGAGCCUCUUCAAAUCAAUCACUGCAGUCCAUAACCUCGUCCUCCUGGUCUUCUCCCUCAUCAUGGCCCUUGGUUGCAGCGUCUCCACCCUCUCCUACGCACCUCACUUGCUCUGGGUCAUUUGCCUACCCCCUAAAACCCCACCGAACGGGCCCAUUUUUUUCUGGGCGUACAUGUUCUACCUCUCCAAGAUAUUAGAAUUCAUAGACACCCUUUUGAUCAUCGUGAGCAACUCGACCAGGAGACUCACUUUUCUCCACGUUUACCACCACGCAGCUGUCGUGAUCAUGUGCUACAUAUGGCUACAAACGUCGCAGUCCAUGUUUCCGCUGGUGCUCGUGACCAACGCGUCGGUGCAUGUGCUGAUGUACGCCUACUACUUGUGUUGUGUACUCGGGGUGCGCCCCAGAUGGAAGCGGCUGCUCACGGAGUGUCAAAUUGCGCAGUUUUUGUCUAGCUUUGUGGUUCUGGGUAUGAUGCUGUAUUACCAUUUCACAGGGUCAGGCUGCAGCGGAGUCUGGGGCUGGUGCUUCAAUACUGUCUUCUACUCUUCGCUUUUGGCUCUCUUCCUAGACUUCCAUGCAAAGAAUUAUGCCAACUCGAAGAACGAAUAAAACGCACUUGUGGUCGUAAUUAAUAGCAUCAUGAAGAUCAUGGUCUUAUAAAAUUCUCUUGGGUACGUAUAAUAUUUUAUAGAGUAAUGCUACGUACAGUUAUUUUUACGCACUCUCUGCACACUCCACUGAUAUGAUUGGCUGGAUUAAUUUUUUUUAAUACAUAACCAAUCAUAUCACUGGAGUGUACAAAAGAGUUCGCAAAAAUGACUGCACAUAAAAUUUUCCUAUUCUAUAUCAUUCAUAUAUAGAAGAUAGCGACGGCCAAGAUUGAUUAAUUAUUAAUUUAUGUAAGACUAGUUUGAGAGCAUAUAAUAUUCAUAAACCUACCUACGUAAUUGCAGUCA